Branchiostoma floridae (Florida lancelet) is the source of this 1685-nucleotide messenger RNA. RefSeq names its product mesenchyme-specific cell surface glycoprotein-like. Lineage: Eukaryota; Metazoa; Chordata; Leptocardii; Amphioxiformes; Branchiostomatidae. The transcript is spliced from 12 exons. The record is from RefSeq and is a predicted model, not a curated record. The coding region runs from base 63 to 1664 and encodes 533 amino acids. Gene Ontology annotation, molecular function: protein binding.
UAAGCUAUAUAAACUUUCAGGAUGAUCGUGCGCUCGAGUCAUCACUGAACUCAGCCUCAGCUAUGUGGUCUACACGCCUGCUCACAGCCUUUCUGGCCGUUCUGCUCGGUGUGGGAGAGGGGGCCAUCCAGCUUCAGCCGCUCAGCACCGUGUAUCUCCCCUGGGAGUUCAACAAUGACGGGACCCUAGACUACGAUCUGGACAAGGGUGCCGCGGAGCAGGUGGCCUACCAUCCCGGACAGAAAAUGGUCUACGCAGUUGGUGUGGAAGGUUUGCUGACUGUGAUUGAUGUGAGCGUUCCCACUGCGGCCAGGGUUGUUCACACCCAGGAACUUCCAAAUGCACAGAUGGGAAAAUACAACGGUCUGGCGCUAUGUGGGGACAGCAUUGCCGUGAUUCAGUCCAACCCGCUCGACGCUCUGCCGGGCACGCUCUACAUCUAUGGUGUCUACAACGGCUUCUCCGACAUGGCGCUGAAUAACCAGUUGCAAGUCGGGCCCGCACCUAGUUCUGUGAAGUUCCGGAGCGACUGCGCAAGGCUGGUGGUGGUGAACGAGGGCAAGGCCGGGUUGGACUCAUUCGGGAACUUCAAAAAUCCGCCAGGAACCAUCUCGGUGGUGGACUUCGACAUAAAUAGCUUGGGCGGCGGCACGCUGGCCUCCUACACGAUCAACUUUCUCAGAUUUGACCACUUGCAGGAUGAGUAUACAGCCCGGGGAGUUCGCUGGGUGUACCGGGGUGAAGGGACGGGUGUCCCCGGGAGGAUGUCUGAUGAGCUGGAGCCCGAGGACUUCUCUUUCGACGAAACUGAGAACAAGAUCUACGUCACCCUUCAGGNGAACAAUGCGAUAGCCGUGGUAAACCUCACCACCCUGAUAGUGGACGAGAUCUACCCGCUGGGUGCCAAGAACUGGGCAAACUACAUGUUGGACCCGAGCGACAAAGAUGGCGGAAUAAGGAUGCAGAACUGGCCAAUCUUUGGGCUCUACCAGCCUGAUGAUGUUGUGUCCUUUACUGUGGGAUCACGCACGCUUCUCGCCACUGCAAAUGAGGGGAACAGCCGUGAACUGACUGUAGGGGGAGUCGACAUCACUGACGAAUGGAAAGGAAAAGAUUUUAUCACAAAUGGUGCUGUGGCCCCUACUGUACCCCAGACUCUUGUUGCUGCCUUGCAGGAUGAUGCUCAACUAGGUGUUCUGAGGUUUAGUAACUACGACGGGAAAUCAGCUUCCAAUCCUGGCCAAUAUGAGCAGUUCUACGCUUUUGGGGGCCGAGGAUUCUCCCUGUGGAAGGCAAGCGACCUCACACAGUUUUGGGACAGUGGCGCAGAUGUAGAACUCCAGCACACACGUCAUCUUCCUCUCAUCUUUAACUGUGAGUUUGAUGACGCUAACCCCGAUAAGAGCCCCAUGGAUGAGAAAGAUGAAGCCUCCAAGAAAAAGGGUCCAGAGACAGAAUCAUUGGUUGUGGCAGAGGUUUACGGGAAGACAGUCAUCAUCAUCGGCAACGAGCGACCUUCAAGCCUGAUGAUCUACUCUGUAGAUGCUGUUACAGGAAUCCCCAGUUUUGAGAGCAUCUUCCGGGCAGGGGACAUCAGUAAAAACUAUGAUGAUGCCUACAACGACCGGAACAUUGGAGAUCUGGAUCCGGAGAGCAUGAAGUGAGUAUCAUAUCUAACACAGGAA